Molecule: messenger RNA, 399 nt
Organism: Scedosporium apiospermum
Lineage: Eukaryota; Fungi; Ascomycota; Sordariomycetes; Microascales; Microascaceae
Product: GPN-loop GTPase 2
Exons: 2
Coding region: 1-399 (132 amino acids)
Cellular component (GO): cytoplasm
Molecular function (GO): GTPase activity
Source: RefSeq, a predicted model, not a curated record
AUGCCCUUUGGUCAGCUCGUGCUAGGCAGCCCUGGGGCUGGCAAGAGCACCUACUGCGAUGGAAUGCACCAGUUCCUAGGCGCCAUCGGUAGAGCGUGCUCAGUUGUCAACCUCGACCCUGCUAAUGACCAUACCAAUUACCCUUGCGCGAUCGACAUUCGGGACCUAGUGAAGCUGGAGGAGGCGAUGGCGGACGACAAGCUAGGCCCCAAUGGCGCCAUGCUCUACGCUCUUGAAGAACUGGAGAACAAUUUCGAGUGGUUAGAAGAAGGCUUGAAGGAGCUGGGCGAAGACUACGUUUUGUUCGAUUGUCCUGGCCAGGUCGAGCUCUACACGCACCAUCCGUCUCUGCGCAAGAUUUUCUUCAAAAUCCAAAAACUUGGGUAUAGGGCACGGUGA